This is a messenger RNA of Erigeron canadensis, 1082 nucleotides long. Its product is annotated as basic peroxidase-like. NCBI's taxonomy places the organism in Eukaryota, Viridiplantae, Streptophyta, Magnoliopsida, Asterales, Asteraceae. Gene Ontology annotation, biological process: hydrogen peroxide catabolic process; response to oxidative stress. The coding region runs from base 87 to 1052 and encodes 321 amino acids. The record is from RefSeq and is a predicted model, not a curated record. Gene Ontology annotation, molecular function: heme binding; peroxidase activity. The transcript has 4 exons.
UUACUCAAAUUAAGCUAGAUAUUCAACAUAAACAAGAAGCAAAUUAAAAAGCUUUUAGCUUUUUUUUUUUUAUUAUUCAACGUACCAUGGGUGAUCAUAAGUCAAUUGGAAAUAUUUUGGUUCCUAUACUAAUAAUUUUACUUAUCUCAUUCAACAACAUGCCAUGCGAAGCUCAGUUGUCUUCCACGUUCUAUGACGCAACGUGCCCUAACGCACUUGCGACGAUCCAGAGCUCAGUUAGCACUACGGUGUCAAGUAAUCGUCGGAUGGCAGCCCUUAUCAUUCGCCUUCUUUUUCACGACUGUUUUGUUCAGGGCUGUGACGCGUCCCUUUUGCUUGAUGGAGCCGGAAGUGAGAAGAACGCAGUCGCAAAUAGAGGUGUGAUCGGCUUUGAAGCUAUAGAUGAUGCUAAAGCUGCCGUUGAGAGCGUAUGUCCUGGUGUUGUGUCCUGUGCAGAUAUUUUGGCUGUCGCGGCUCGUGAUGCUUCAGUCGAGGUGGGCGGUCCUUCAUGGACAGUAAGGCUUGGAAGAAGAGAUUCUCCGGCACCAGCAAGCGCGGAUCUGGCCAAUACUAAUCUUCCAAGAGGUGAUAAUAAUCUAGCUCAGCUCAUCACCAGCUUUGAUCGACAGCGUCUCACCGCAAGAGAAAUGGUUGCUCUUUCAGGGUCUCACACAAUCGGGCAGGCACGAUGUGUUACAUUUAGGGCAAGGAUAUACGACAACACGUCAAACAUCGAUGCUACUUUCGCUGCCAACCUUAGGAGUAACUGUCCACAAACCGGGGGAGACAGUAACUUGGAGCCACUUGAUCUGAUCACACCAAAUGCAUUCGACAACAAUUACUUCAGGAACCUAGUCCAAAGUAGAGGGCUUCUAACAUCAGACCAAGUACUCUUUAACGGAGACUCGACUGAUAGCAUCGUAACUGAAUACGUCGACAAUCCUUCCACAUUUGAUUCAGAUUUUGCUGCGGCCAUGGUUAAAAUGAGCGAAAUUGAUGUCCUUACCGGUACUAGUGGGACCGUAAGGAGUCUUUGCACAACAGCCAAUUAGUAGUAAAGAAAAGAAUUAAGACGAUAUAUA